AUUUCUCUCUGGUCUCUCUACGGACUGUGUGUUCUGUCCUAAAGUUUAUAUUUUUAAGGGCACAAAUGAGUCCAGGAAACGUAGCCGUCUUCCACGGAGGCAAGAUGAAGCUGAUUGAUCGGAGACUGAAGCUAACAGAGCUGCUCUUAAGGUGCUCCGCUACUCUCCUCGCUCUCCUCGCGCUUAUUCUGAUAGUGACAAACACUCAGGUCAAGCAAAUCUUUACAAUUGAGAAGAGAGCCAAGUACACCGACAUGAAGGCCCUUGUGUUCUUGGUGGUCGCUAAUGGGAUAGCUGCGGCUUAUUCCUUGUUGCAGUCAGUUCGUUGCGUGGUGGGUUCGAUGAAAGGAAGCGUUUUGCUCGACAAGUCCCUUGCUUGGGCCAUUUUCUUAGGCGAUCAGGUGAGUUAGUCUUAGUCUAGUCUUGUGUGUUCUUUCUCUAUACAUCUUGUUGUUUACCAAAAGUAGCUGUGGAAGUUUGUGGGUAUGGCUUUGUCGUUUUUGAUCUCUCAUGGUCGGCUGGGUGUCAGGUUUGAGUGAAGUAGGGUUUGCUAUGUUGAAAAGUCUUUACAAGCAUUUAAUGGGUUUGGUUGGAUAUGAGAUGGGAGUGUACUUUUUAGGUAGAGAAUGUUUGCUUGUUUUGUUGAAUC
This is a messenger RNA of Raphanus sativus (radish), 649 nucleotides long. Its product is annotated as CASP-like protein 2B1. The transcript is spliced from 2 exons. Bases 66 to 410 code for a protein of 114 amino acids. NCBI's taxonomy places the organism in Eukaryota, Viridiplantae, Streptophyta, Magnoliopsida, Brassicales, Brassicaceae. The record is from RefSeq and is a predicted model, not a curated record.